This is a messenger RNA of Elaeis guineensis (African oil palm), 1164 nucleotides long. RefSeq lists its product as uncharacterized. Lineage: Eukaryota; Viridiplantae; Streptophyta; Magnoliopsida; Arecales; Arecaceae. The record is from RefSeq and is a predicted model, not a curated record.
AUGGAUCAAGAUUCAUUGAUAGGGGAGAAUGAUUCUGUGAUAAAUGUGGAAGCUGUGAUACUGAAAUUCACUCGUUUGACCAUAUGUGAAGGAGAAGAUGGUAUUGAUUCUUCAAAUGGAGAUGUUCUGAUCUGUCCUGACAUGAUUAGAUACAGGAAAUUAACACACUUUGAUGUUGAUCCUUUUGUCGAAGAAGUGCUUGUGAAAGAGAAUGAGUGGCUAGGAGCAGCUGAACCACUGACUGGUUCAUUUGUUUUUAUAUGUGCUCAUCAAAGCCGAGAUCGAAGAUGCGGUGUUUGUGGCCCUGCUCUUGUUAAAAAAUUCAAAGAAGAGAUAACCCUUCAUGGUCUGGAAAGACAAGUGUCUGUUAGGCCCUGCUCACAUGUUGGUGGUCAUAAGUAUGCAGGAAAUGUCAUUAUAUUUAGUCCCAAUAUCAAUGGAGAAGUAACUGGUCAUUGGUAUGGAUAUGUCUCUCCAGAUGACGUGCCUACAUUGCUUGAACAGCAUGUUGGGAAAGGCAAGAUCGUAGACCAUCUGUGGAGGGGGCAGAUGGGAUUAUCCGAGGAGGACCAGAAAAAUGCUCAUAACCUUAGACUUCUGCAGAACGGCGGAAUGGUGCAAAAUACUGCGAAGGAAUUCAUUCAAACUACUGGAACUGAUGGUGUUGUGAAUGGCUCAAUGGCUGGAGUAGGUGGAUGCUGCCAGGGCACUGGCAACAUUCGUUGUUGCCGGAGCAUGCCACCAAUAGAAAAACCAGAAAAUGAUCAGAUUGGCCAACAGGAGACUCAGGAGGUCGAGCAGAAGAAGAGCAAGAAGGAAACCAAGGCCGGCAGCAGCAAAGCAGCUCCCUGCACUCGUAAAAUCUGUGCAAUGCCUACCUGGUUUGAGAGCUGGGAACGAGAGGACACCUUUGCAGCUCUUGCGGUGGUUGCAGCCAUUGCCUCUGUUGCUGUUGCUUAUAGCUGCUAUAGGCAGCUGAGAUAAAGUUCAGUUCUUUUAUAACCAUGACCUGUGCUGGCUUAGGUAUCACUGGUCCUCAUGAGACUGAGCAAGCAUGUCAUCAAAAUGUAUUCUAGCUGUUCCAUAGCCAAACAAAACAUCAGAGCACACUUGGAAUAAGAAGAUACACGAUGCUUCAGACCUAGUUUUGUAAUGUUCAUAGGU